GCUCACUCGGAUUCUUAGCCAUACUUUCAAGCCGCAAGCACCAUGGCCUUCUCCGCAUUCGCACCAAGCGUAUCGUCCGCGGCAACGACCGCUUCCGUUAGCCAAACCACGAAACCGAUCCGCCGCCCGUCCGCGGUCGUCGGUUGCAAGACGACUAUCGCGCGGGCUCGCCGUAGCGACACCGGCUUCGUCAAGUUUGGGUGCCCUCGUCGUUCUUCUAUGAACGUCCUUGUUUACGCUGCCGGGGGUGAGGGUGAUGAUUUGGAUGAUGAAGAAAACGCCAGGCGUGCCGCGGAGCCCGAGGUUGAGGUUAUUGAGGGGGACGAGGAGGUGGAGGAGCCCGCAGCGGUUGAGGCCAGCAAGUGCAACGAGCUGCUUGGCAAGCUUCGAGAGGCAGUGGAAGCCGGAAACGCGGCGGACGUCUUGGCAGAUGUUCUACCCGAGCUCACAUCUGAAGUGUCCGGCAUCGAGUCUGCUUUUGGCGACAUCCAGGCUGCAAAUGUCGGCCUCAAGGACCAGGCCGACACUCUCAAGGACCAAUAUUUGCGUCUAAAUGCGGAUUUUGACAACUUCAAGAAGCGAACGCUCAAGGAAAAGGAGCAGCUCUCACAGACCGCAAAGAGCAAGUUCUUCGAGGCUUUGCUGCCUGCGCUCGAUAACUUUGAUCUCGCACAGGCCAAUCUGAAGCCUGAAAACGAAGAGGCGCAAAAGAUUGUUUCGCAGUAUCAGGGCCUUGUCGACGGACUGAUGACUAUCCUUACAAACCAGGGACUGUCCACCGUUGCUGGUGUGGGGGCGCCAUUCGACCCCAAUUUCCACGAGGCGAUCAUGCGCGAAGAGAGCGCAGACGCACCGGAGGAUACGAUUCUAGAGGAGUUUAGAAAGGGCUACAAGAUGGGUGAGAACACUCUCAUUAGGCCUGCGAUGGUGAAGGUCGCAGCAGCCCCAAGUGAAUAAAUUUGCAACUAAGGCCUACUGA
Micromonas commoda is the source of this 979-nucleotide messenger RNA. RefSeq names its product mitochondrial protein translocase family. Gene Ontology annotation, biological process: protein folding. The transcript has 2 exons. Gene Ontology annotation, molecular function: protein homodimerization activity; adenyl-nucleotide exchange factor activity; protein-folding chaperone binding. The coding region runs from base 43 to 957 and encodes 304 amino acids. NCBI's taxonomy places the organism in Eukaryota, Viridiplantae, Chlorophyta, Mamiellophyceae, Mamiellales, Mamiellaceae. The record is from RefSeq and is a predicted model, not a curated record.